This is a messenger RNA of Glarea lozoyensis ATCC 20868, 660 nucleotides long. RefSeq lists its product as uncharacterized. Bases 1 to 660 code for a protein of 219 amino acids. NCBI's taxonomy places the organism in Eukaryota, Fungi, Ascomycota, Leotiomycetes, Helotiales, Helotiaceae. The record is from RefSeq and is a predicted model, not a curated record. The transcript is spliced from 3 exons.
AUGCAGUUCGUUUCAACACUUCUUGGCUUCUUAGGGUUUGCCGCUCUUGCUCUUGGACUGCCCGCCACCGAUAACAGCGAAACUGCUGGGGCUGAUCCCGCUGUCACCGUCAAACUCCCUUACCCGGUUGAGCCUUUCACUUUCAACGGCACCAUUGAUGGCCACGAGGUCUAUUUAGUCGGAUCCAUUGAUGAGCAACUCGAACACAUGGAGAAGACCUAUCCAGAUUUCGACCGUAAUAACUUUCAGGCUGUCAGAGCUGAUAUACCGGAAACAAAACAUGAGACACGCAGCGUAAAUAACAAAGUUGGCAUGGGGCAAUGUUGUGACGAGCCACAAAUGCAGAGUCACGGGUGGAACUACGUUUCUAGUGUUGAUAUCAGUUUCGCUGCUGCACAGCUUGCUGGAUAUGAGGGCGGUUGCCCAGUUCAACCUCACAGAUGCGUUUUCUUUACCAGAUCAGGUCGUGCUGGUAUCCACUUAUGCAAUGAUAAUACCUACUUCAUCAGCCCAAGCUGCAAAUAUCUCUCUUCAUACGCCGUCGAUAUUCGCGACCACUGCGGAAAGGGGUUUGCCACUAGUAACGGCCUAGAAGCUAGAUCGUGUGGACAACAGUUUGACACUGAUGGAUACAAUGUUGUCGUCGUCUACGAGAUUUAG